Molecule: messenger RNA, 4174 nt
Organism: Formica exsecta
Lineage: Eukaryota; Metazoa; Arthropoda; Insecta; Hymenoptera; Formicidae
Product: platelet glycoprotein V-like
Exons: 3
Coding region: 892-2814 (640 amino acids)
Molecular function (GO): protein binding
Source: RefSeq, a predicted model, not a curated record
CGCUGCCGGGCGGAGCAGGCAGGCAGGUAGGGUUGGCGUCGAGAAGAACCAUGGUGGUGGCUUGUGGGGUGGCGGCAGCAACGGCGGCGGCGGCGGCAACAGUGAUAUGGUAGUGGAAAUGGUGACGAUGGUGGUGGUGAGUGACCGACUGCGCAGACCCCAAAGUCUCGCAGCCGCGAGUACGUAGUCAAACUCCGGCUCAGUAAGGACUGUGGUCCCCGUUUGCAGUGCAGUUCGAAAUCUCCGGGAGCGACCGCGGUUCUUUCGUUUUUCCUCUCUUUCUCCUCUCUUUCUCUCUCUCUCCCUUCCUCUCCUUUUCUCCCUUUCUCUACAAGCUCCCUCCCGUCUUUCUCUCUGUCUUUUCUCUCCUCGCCUAUCAUCUAUCAUCGUCUAUCUUCUCUCCUCCCUACUCCUAUAAGCAUUCCCUUUGCUCACAAAAGCGCUUCCUUAACUUUUUUACCCGCGGUUCGUCCGUCACCACGCACUCCGCACGCGAUCAUCACGCGCGGCGAGCUAUUCGGGAUCGGUGACCGAUCUACGAUUGAUGGAUACGAGCGAAAUUUAUUGGACAAGCUCCGGCAAUCCAAGGUGUCUUUAUGGCGAGUCACGUGGAUCGGCAAUCCGGUGAUUCUAGAGAAUCUCAUUAAUUCGAUUGGAGCCGAGUGCGCGCUAUGAGUCGUGCGUGUUCCGUCUGAUCGUAUCUGGGAUGUCUGUCACUGGACAAGUUCAUCGGUCGACUACGCAGACUACGGGGAUCACGGGGUGAAUCUGACGAGUGCGUGAGCAAAAAUUCGCUCGGGUGUAUCGGGUCGAUGUGCACGAGUCCGAGGAAACUCACUGACAGUUUGCGUCGCUCGGUGGUAGUUCCAGUCCGGAAGAAGCUCAUAUGGAAUGGCAUCACAUGGGCCGUCGCCGCCGUCGACGCUGCCGAUCGCGAUAGCGAUGGUCGCCGUGAUGACAGCUGUGGCUAGUGGCCUCUGCCCGGCACGAUGUCGGUGCGACGAUGAGAGUCUACGCGCCUCUUGCGCUCACGCCGAUCUCGAGGUCGUGCCGAUCCAAUUGAACCCGGAGAUCCGUCACCUGGAUCUUUCCAAGAAUCGCGUGACCAGCGUGCACCUCACCUUCGGUUUCUACGGGAAUCUCGAGAGCCUCGAUCUCAGCUCGAAUCUCAUCCACACAUUGGGCCAGGAGAAUUUUGGUCUGCAACAAAACUUGCUCGCGCUAAACGUCAGCAACAACGCGGUUCAUACACUAGCGAAGAAUGCUCUGCGAGGACUUACGUCCCUGAAGGAAUUGAAUCUGGCUGGCAACAACAUCUCGCACAUGGACGAGCAGGCGUUCAAAUACACCAGCGAGCUGGAAGUGUUGAAUCUGAGCGACAAUUCGAUUACGAGUCUGCCUGACGACCUACUGACGAAUCUGCACAAGAUACGGACACUGAUCCUAAGCGAGAAUUCGCUGUUGGAAAUACCGACGAAUAACCUGGCGCUAGCGCCAAGUCUGGAGCGAAUAGAUAUGUCGUAUAACUUGAUACUGGAACUCAAUCGAGACUCCUUGCCGUCAUUACCAUCGCUGGUCUCCCUAAAUCUGUCGAACAACGUCAUUAGAGGCAUCGCCGAUGUCGCCUUCGAUCGCCUGCCGGAUCUCUUGUAUCUGGAUCUAUCCGGGAACAAUCUAACGUCCGUGCCUACGGCCGCCUUGGCCAGACUAAGCGUUCUCACGAGCCUCGUUUUAAGCACGAAUCCUCUCGGGUUUUUAGAGGCCGUGGCCUUUCGCAAUCUCUUCGAGUUGAGGAGCUUGGAACUGAACGACUGCAUGAUCGCGAGCGUGAACGCACGAGCGUUCGCCGAUAACGUGAACCUCGAGCGCAUCUCGAUGGACGGCAAUCGAGAAUUGAGGGAGCUACCAGUACGUGUCUUAUACGGGGCUCGAUACCUCAGGUGGGUCUCGCUACGCCGAUGUAGCCUGGCGACUCUGCAACCGACGCAAUUUCCGGUCGACGGUCUAUCCCAUUUGCGUGUCGGCGGCAAUCCUCUCGUGUGCAACUGCUCGGUCCACUGGCUGUGGAACGUGAUUCGCGCCGAGGAGCGACGUAACGAGACGCGGCUCGAACUGGAUACCCACGACAUCGUCUGCAGCGAUGAGGAAUUCGCCGGCAAGGAGCUGAUCGCGCUAUCCGAGGGUUCCCUACGGUGUCGCCUGAGCCCGCUGUAUCUAUCGCUAUCGGCAGCCGGUUGUCUAGCGGCGGCCGCGACCGUGCUCGCCCUGAUCGCGCAUGUCACCCGGGCGAAGAGGAAGAGACGCUCGUCGCUAGCGUACGCCGCGCCAAACCGUCCCGAAUUUCUCGUCUACGUAGGUAGGAGCGACAACGGGCUGGACAAGAACGCCGAGUCGUACAGCCGCCGUCUGUUGGCCAGGAACAAUGACGAUAUGUCGUACGAUUCGCCGCGGGGCAAGAUGGCGGCGGCUGCUACGGCGGAGUGCAGCCCGCAGUCGCAGGACACGAACAUCUACGAGACUCCGCGGUACGCCCGGCCCGGGCAUCGCGACCUCGUAGAUCCUUCGUACGGGAAGCGGCCGACGGAGGAAGGGGUGUACGCGGUGGCGGACGUGACCGAUCUGCGGGACGAGCCGCCGGAAGUGCUAUCGCUUUAUCGCGCGCAAAGCCCUUCCGCCCGAUCGAACGCUCUGCGACGGUUGGACUACGGUUACGAUUACGAGUACGAUUACGAUUACGAGCCGGCACAUCAGUCGCCGCCGCCGCCACCGCCGCCGCCGCCGCUUUCCGAGAAACCGCACGUUGUCUUUGUGUGAGGGGGACGCUCGUGGGUCCAGCUAUAGCCGUAAUCAGCGAAUUCGGGGAUAGUCUAGUCGUUAAGGCGAACCGGAUGCGCCACCAACUCCGUAUCGCGAGCUUUUAACGGUCCAAAACGUCUCGGGAUUAUUGCCUCGACGACGCUCAGUGUCUUGAUUACUCGAGCGUCACACUGCGUAUGUGAUGAGAGGACAGUGGUGUAUAUUGCGGGGAUGGUGCAGAAAGGUUUGCACCAUCGAAGCUCCACGACCGAUCGUUAAAUUUCCACAAACAUAAGAUAUCGCUCUGAAAUAUUUGCUUCGGCACUACCGUUGUUGUUGGACACGCUACGUCUCAUCGCAUACCAGGACCAACAAAUUGCACGUUGUAUAUACACGGUUAAACGUUUGAGCAAUAGUAAUUCGUUAAGUUCGUUCGACGAGCACGAGGAUAGAGAAUAAGGAAAAGAAAGAGAGAAGAAAGGAACAACGUCCAACAUUGUUCCGAACAGUUUGCAACCGCGGUAAGACGCGAGGGUGGCGUCAAUGUAAAUGGACAUUACUUUCCACUUGCCUCUUGAGAAUGAUCGAUAUCCCAUCGCCGUCGGAAAAGCGGAUUAUCCUGAAAUUCUGUUGCUCGAGCGCGAAUGUGCCGUGUUUCGCUCGUAAGAAACUGAAGCGAGUUACGGAGCGCCCGUGACGCGACACGCUGAAAUUAUACCCCUAGGACAAACAGAAGCAACCGUGGACGAGUGAAAAUGAAAUGUCUUCCGAGAUAGUUGCGUCGCUGCUAGAGAAAGAGAGGGAGAGAGAGAAAGAGAGAGAGAGAGAGAGAGAGAAAGAACGAGAGAAAGAGCAAGAGAGAAAGAGCCAGGAUGCAUUCUCACUCUGAGGAAACACAAUCUGACUCGGAAUGUGAAUCGUGCGGGAACGUAAGAGAGUACGUUAUAUUAUACUUGGAUCGUGGAGAGAAAGAAGCAAAGAGAGAACGAGAAUCCGUAUUUAUUUUCGAGAAUUGUGAAUUUUGAAAUCCGCUGGCUCAGUGCGAAUGCAAUGGCCCGAUUUUGCUAGACGAACGUUCAUUUCGCGUCGGAUUCGUUUGAACGUAGUGACAAAUCAAAUUAAAGCUGCGUCGCGUGUUAGUCGAUUAAAGGUCCUCCUAGAGAUUACUGCUAGCUACCUAGAGAUUAAUGCUCUUUGUAAAAAGUCCGUUCCAGGCUGAGAAGCUUUUCCGGCUCGAGGUUUGCAAUUAAACUAUUAUCGACUACAUCAACCGCGACUUAAUAAAUGUAUAGCGCUCUUAUCAAAUUCAUUUUUUAGAAUCCAACUAUUCGAGUAUCUGGAUUCAAAUAAAUAUAUAUGUUUCUGUUUGAUUAUUUAA